Salarias fasciatus (jewelled blenny) is the source of this 2260-nucleotide messenger RNA. It is a transcript of the gene avl9, whose product is annotated as AVL9 homolog (S. cerevisiase). Gene Ontology annotation, cellular component: cytoplasm. Lineage: Eukaryota; Metazoa; Chordata; Actinopteri; Blenniiformes; Blenniidae. The record is from RefSeq and is a predicted model, not a curated record. Bases 220 to 2094 code for a protein of 624 amino acids. The transcript is spliced from 16 exons.
GGACGAAGCGGAAGAGAGAAUCAUCUCUGAUCUGCGCGAGGCUGCUGCAGCUGUUGUGCUUUUGUUAUUGUUUUGUUUGUGUUAUUUCUCUCCGUUUCCCGGCUGUCACGGCGUCUCGGGGCUGAAAGGAGUUUUGGAGUAUUGGUUUUGUGGACGUCGCUCCCCGGAGGGCCACUCACACUCUGCGGGCUGCUGGCUGGGAUCCUCGCCGGAGCAGGAAUGGAGUCUCCGGACAGAGAGGAGGCGAAGGGGCCGGUGCUGCACAUCGUGGUGGUCGGAUUUCACCACAAGAAGGGCUGUCAGGUGGAGUUCUCGUACCCGCCGCUGAUGCCGGACGAGGGUCACGACAGCAACCUGCUGCCCGAGGAGUGGAAGUACCUGCCGUUCGUGGCUCUGCCCGACGGAGCGCACAACUACCAGGAGGACACGGUGUUUUUCCACCUGCCGCCGCUCAGCGGGGACAUGAAGUGCGUCUACGGCGUGUCCUGCUAUCGACAAAUAGAGGCUAAGGCCCUGAAGGUCCGGCAGGCCGACGUCACCCGGGAGACGGUGCAGAAGAGCGUGUGCGUCCUCAGCCGGGUGCCUCUGUACGGUCUGCUCCAAGCCAAGCUGCAGCUCAUCACGCACGCCUACUUCGAGGAGAAAGACUUUUCUCAGAUCUCCAUCCUGAAGGAGUUGUAUGAACACAUGAACGGUUCCCUGAGGGGCUCGUCUCUGGAGGGGUCGCAGGUUUAUUUAGGGUUGUCUCCAAGAGAUCUAAUACUGCAUUUCAGACACAAGGUUCUCAUCCUCUUCAAACUCAUUCUGCUGGAGAAGAAGGUCCUGUUCUAUGUGUCUCCAGUCAACAGACUCGUGGGAGCCCUGAUGACGGUUUUAUCGCUGUUUCCAGGUAUGAUCGAACACGGUCUGGUGGACUCGUCCCACUACCGGCCGAGGGGCAGCCUGUCGGAGGACCCGGGUCUGGUGGAGAGCGUCUCGGGAGCCGAGGAGUUCGUCUCCGUGUCCGUCACCGACCUCGCCGGCGCCUCCCUGGAGCUGGAGGGGGCGGAGCCGGCCCGGCCCGCCUCCGCAGACAACAACCACCUCAAGCCGCCGUCCCGCAGCUCUCCGGACUCGUCCGAGAGCGACUGGGAGACCCUGGACCCCAGCGUGCUGGAGGAGGGCGGCCCCAAAGAGGAGGCGGCAGCGGCGGCGGCGGCGGCGGACCUCCAGCCGGACGCCUUUGACUCCGAGUCCGGGACGCCCAUCACCGUGCAGCCGCAGGCGGCCGGCGAGCAGAACGUCACCCAGGGGCUGGUGUCGGGUCUGGAGGAGGACCAGCACGGCCUGCCGCUCGCCAUCUUCACCAAGGGUUACCUGUGCCUGCCCUACAUGGCUCUGCAGCAGCAUCACCUCCUGUCGGACGUGACGGUGCGAGGCUUCGUUGCCGGGGCGACCAACAUCCUGUUCAGGCAGCAGCGGCACCUCAGCGACGCCAUCGUGGAGGUGGAGGAGGCCCGCAUCCAGAUCCAGGACCCCGAGCUGAGGAAGACCCUCGCCCUGACUACGGCCGACCUUCGCUUCGCCGACUACCUGGUCAAACACGUGACGGAGAACCGGGACGACGUCUUCCUGGACGGCACGGGCUGGGAGGGCGGCGACGAGUGGAUCCGGGCGCAGUUCACCCUCUACCUCCACUCCUUACUGUCCUCCACACUGCAGCAGGACAACGAGAGGCUGCUGGCAGAUUACGGAGCUCCUUUCAUCACGGCGUGGAAGAUCACCCACAACUACCGGGUGUGGUGCAGCAACAAGCACCCCGGCAUGACCGCCAUCACCCCAGGUCAUCCGUUCCAGGGACAGUACAGCGUCGCUGACGUCAAGCUACGGCUCUCACACUCAGUGCAGAACAGCGAGAGGGGGAAGAAGAUCGGGAACGCCAUGAUGACCACCAGCAGGAGCAUGGUGCAGACCGGGAAGGCCGUGGGUCAGUCAGUGGGCGGAGCUUUGACCAGCGCCAAGUCGGCCAUGUCUUCCUGGUUCUCCACGCUGGCGCAGCCCGCCCCCAUCACCUCGCCCGAGGCCCAGGAGCCGCCCUCCGAGGUCAAACCGUGACUCCGUCCGCAGGCCGUCCAGUGACGGUGUGGCGGCGGUGGCGGCGGCGUCCGCAGGCGUCACACGGGAAAUCCCAGCCAGGAGGGGGAAAGAAAAAAAAAAAAUGAAACUGAUCUCCUGAUGGGAUAUUCUGCACCUCUGGUACUUUCCCUGUGCGGUCCAAAUA